AUUCUUUUGCAUACACAUACUAUAAUAAUUACAAUGAAGCCAUUAUCAUCUUCUUCGCGUUUGUUAGAAAUAACGGUAAUGUCGGGCGAGAAUCUUCUAGAUAACAGAAAUCGACCGGUGAAGAAGAACGCCUUCGUAAAUAUCAAAACAGAAUCUUAUUCAUGCAACCUCCAAACAACUAAACUGGAUAAAGAAGGUGGAGGUUUUCCAAAGUGGAACGAGAAAUUGAUCGUUGAUUUGCCAAUGCAUGCGCGGCAUCUAACGGUGGAGGUUCAAUGUAAAAAUUCCUCCGGGAUCAAAACCGUUGGGAUCGCAAAAGUUCCGACGUCGGAUUUUAUUGGAGGAAUUUUGCCCGAAGAUUAUUUGCAUUUUUUGAGUUAUAGGCUUAGGAAUGAAAAGGGGGAGAAGAAUGGGAUAAUUAAUUUUUCUGUUAGGGUUAAAAAUGCGGCGGCGCCGUCUCAAAGUGCGGCCGGCUGCGCUGCGGCUUAUACGAAGGCCGCACCGGUGGAUAUGGGAAGUAGUUAUAACGGUUCUUGUGGGAUUGUUACGGGUUUGCCCGUUUAUCCGGGGAAUUUUCUAGGUAAUUCAAUGGCGAAGAGAUUUUAAAUUUUUGUUCUUUUAUUUAUUUUAUCAAAUUGAAUUUGUAUAGACAUGUUUAGGAUGAAUUUGAUAACUGCUUUACUCGACAGAAAGUUAUGUCGUGUUUAUUAAUUAAUAGUCUAUCAAUUCAAAAUCAUAAAAUAUCAUUGAUCAUGUCAUAUCUACCUUUUAAUAUCCAUAAUUAAAUGUUUGGUGUU
This is a messenger RNA of Solanum lycopersicum (tomato), 797 nucleotides long. RefSeq names its product BON1-associated protein 2. NCBI's taxonomy places the organism in Eukaryota, Viridiplantae, Streptophyta, Magnoliopsida, Solanales, Solanaceae. Gene Ontology annotation, biological process: defense response. The record is from RefSeq and is a predicted model, not a curated record.